AACUUUACUUACUUUACAGAUUCAGAUUAUUAAUACAAAAUAUAAUCACAUUACAAUCAAAUGACACAUAUUACUGGGUGCAUUCCAUAUUUAAAACACACAAAUAUUGACAAUUUGUAUAAUUGUUAUUAUGGCACAGCCCCACCAAUGAAACAUUUCCACCACCAGCCGUCACUGAUGAUGGCCUAGUGUUUAUUUACACUGAUGCAUUUGAAACCAUAGUUUCCGCAAAGGUGACAAAGAUUGCUAUCUCUGCAGCCACAAUGAACACAGUAGCCUCCAUUUAAAGGGCCAAGGAAGAAAUGCAACGCCCCUCCACGUCGCUUCAGUUCCUGUGCGUAAUUCGGUGUUUCCAAAGGCGCUCCAGUUGUUGUGCGCGCGAGGGGGUCGCAUCCAGAUGUGUGUGUUUUCCUUUACGGCGCGAGACGAAGACGACGUCGAGGAGCCUCUGGACCAAUCAAAGCAGCCCGGAGGCGGGUCGUCGUCGUGUGUGUGUGGACUGUUGUGGAUAUGGAAAAAAUGGACAAUUUAACACGCACAUUCAUCAUUCACAUCCCGACGGAGGAGACCUGCGCUUUGCACAAGGAAUUGAUUCGCAAAUGCCCGGCCGUGGCGUGAAAAGGAAAAACUACCAGAGAGGGGAGAGGAGAAGAAGAAGCCUGGUUCUCCACCCGGAGGGGCCUUGCAGACGGCAGUCGCGCCAGGCACCAUGAGGCAGCAAGCUUGGCCUGAGAGAGCGGAGAAAUCACCCUUCAUCACUCUCAACCAGGCUGGGCAGCGGAAGAAAUGCACACAGAAGCAGCAGCAGUGCAUGCCACAGCAGACACAGGCGGAUACACACAUCUGAGAGUGCGGCGGAGAGCAAAUGGGGAAGGCAGAAAGAGGCUGAGAGAGGGGAGUCAGUAACUCAGAUUGCAUCAUCCUAAAUGGCAAAGUGGACUGGGCCACCCUCCGAGGCAGUGAUGUCCUUGUUAACGCAUUGUCCUUCGUUAAAACCUCCUUGUUAGAAGUCACAAGUCAGUCCCCCGCCCCUGUGAGGCCACAGAGCUGAGGGGCAGAGGAGAGGAAAAACCAGAGGACGAGAGAGAGACAGAGCGGAAAAAAGAGACUGUGACAGGCCCCCAUGCAGGCGCGUAAGAAGUAUGUUCUGCUGGGCUUGUGCGCGUGCUGCUGGCUGGUCCUCUUUUACUGGGGUGGAGGAGUCCAGCUACGUCUGCUCCGGCUGCUGACACGCCAGCGGGGUGAAGUGGUGCGCCCCUGGCCCAACUGGACCGACAGGGCCUUCCUGCCCCGCUAUGCCCACCUGGAUGAGCUCCAGACGGACCCCGGGACGGCCGAGUCGCCCCGCCAGCGCCGCCAGGCGUGGUCCGCCAUUUAUAAGGACAGUCGCUGCCGCAUGGAGACCUGUUUUGACUUCUCGCGGUGUCGCCGCAGAGGAAGGGAAGGGUUCAGGGUGUAUAUAUAUCCGUCAGAGAAAACCGACCGCGUGUCUGAAAGCUACAGGAAGAUCCUGACGUCCAUAGGUGAGUCCCGGUACUUCACAGCGGACCCCCGCGAGGCAUGCCUGUUCGUGCUCGGGAUAGACACGUUAGAUCGAGACCAGCUAUCAGGACAGUUUGUGCCCAAUGUGGAUGAACGUAUCCGUGGUUACCCGCUGUGGAACGACGGGCGGAACCACCUGAUCUUCAACCUGUACUCAGGCACCUGGCCUAACUACACAGAGGACCUGGGCUUCAACAUUGGCCAGGCCAUCUUAGCCAAAGCCAGCCUCAACACAGAACACUUCAGGCCGGGCUUCGACGUCUCCAUCCCGCUGUUCUCAAAGGAUCACCCGCAGAAGGGCGGAGAGCGGGGCUGGCUGGUGAGGAGCACCAUACCGCCACGAAGGAAGUACCUGCUGAUGUUCAAGGGGAAGCGCUAUCUGACGGGCAUCGGCUCAGACACCAGAAACGCACUUCAUCACAUCCACAACGGAAAGGACAUUGUGUCGCUGACGACGUGCCGCCACGGGAAGGACUGGGAGAAGCACAAAGACGCACGCUGUGACCAUGACAACCUUGAAUACGAGAGGUUUGAUUAUCAGGAGCUCCUCCACAACUCCACCUUCUGUUUGGUUCCUCGAGGUCGACGCCUGGGCUCCUUUCGCUUCCUAGAGUCUCUACAGGCGGCGUGUAUCCCGGUGCUGCUGAGUAACGGUUGGGAGCUGCCGUUCUCUGACGUCAUACAGUGGAACCAGGCAGUUAUCGAGGGAGAUGAGAGAUUACUACUGCAGGUGCCGUCCACAGUGAGAGCAGUAGGGAACGAGAGAGUCCUGGCCCUCAGACAGAGGACCCAGAUGCUGUGGGAAGCCUACUUUUCCUCUGUGGACAAGAUAGUCCUCACCACACUGGAGAUCAUCAAGGACCGCGUGUUCUCUCACAUAUCGAGGAACAAGUACAUGUGGAACUCCCUGCCAGGAGGUCUGCUGGUCCUGCCAGAGUACUCCACGCACCUCGCACACUUCCCUUUCUACUACCUGGGAUUAGGGGUCAGUCCAGGUCAAGAGUUCACUGCUGUCAUCCAGGCUGUUUCCCCAUUGGUCUCCCAGUCUCAGCCAAUCAUGAAGCUGCUUCAGGUGGUCUCCAAGUCAAAAUACUGCUCCCAGAUCAUCAUUCUCUGGAACAGCGAGAAGCCGCCACCCAGUCGGAGCAAAUGGCCUCCCAUGCCCGUCCCCCUCACCGUGACAGACGGCAGGAGGAAGACCACCAGUCGGUUCCUACCUCACGUUGCCAUAGAGACAGAAGCAGUGCUGAGUCUGGACGAGGAUACGGUCCUGCUGACCAGUGAGGUGAACUUUGCCUUCUUGGUGUGGCGGAGCUUCCCUGAGCGGAUCGUGGGCUACCCUCCCAGGAGCCACUUCUGGGAUCCCCUGAAGCGCGCCUGGGGCUACACCUCUAAAUGGACCAACGACUACUCCAUCGUCCUGACUGGAGCUGCCUUCUACCACAGGUACUACCACUACCUGUUCUCCCACUACCUGCCCCAGUCUCUGCGGACUCUGGUGGAUCGCACCUCCAACUGCGAGGACAUCCUGAUGAACUUCCUGGUCUCUGCUGUGACCCACCUGCCGCCAAUCAAAGUGGCUCAAAGGAAGCAGUACAAAGAGCUGCCCAGUCCACAGGGUACAAAGAGCGUCCCCUGGGCCAACCCGGAGCACUUCAACCAGCGGCAGGAGUGUGUCAACGCCUUCGCCAACUGGUUUGGCUACAUGCCUCUGGUCCACUCUCAGUUUCGCCUGGACCCCGUGCUCUUCAAAGAUCAAGUGUCCGUCCUCCGCAAGAAGUACAAAGACCUGGAGAGAGCAUGAAAAACGACGGGACAGAAAGGCUGGGAAGCAUCUGGUCUAGUGGCCUUUUGGACAGACAAAUGGACCAAUCAGUGGUGGGACGGUCAAGAUGGGAUACUCAAGACUGUCUGGGAUGUUGUCCAUUUGUACAAUCAUCAGACAGACCCUGGUGGACUGUUCUGGACUAUAUACAUAUAAAUAUAAAGAGAAAAAAGGCCGAUAAAAGUUUGAAAGGAGCUUCAAAAUGAUACUCCCGUCUCCAAGACGAGAAAUUUAGGGGCCUUGAAAGAGUCCCUGUGAUUGGGCCUCUCACUGAGAAAGGACAAUCUCUAUUGGACAGCAGAAAAGGGGGACGUUUGAACACUUCAGAUGUCAGCCCUAUUGACGUUACAAUGAGAAGGAAAUGGCUAUCUCACGCCAGAAGGGACUGGUAUCGGUGCCAUGCACUCCAGCUGUCGAUGUGUGUCUCAGCGUUACUUGUGCAGGGACUGUUGCCAUGGAAACAGCUCAUUUCACAUCAAAAUGCUAACUGUAAAAUCAAUAAAAUGAUUUAUAAAUGCAAA
Sebastes umbrosus (honeycomb rockfish) is the source of this 3888-nucleotide messenger RNA. RefSeq names its product exostoses (multiple) 1c (gene ext1c). Gene Ontology annotation, molecular function: glycosyltransferase activity. Gene Ontology annotation, cellular component: membrane. The transcript has 12 exons. The record is from RefSeq and is a predicted model, not a curated record. NCBI's taxonomy places the organism in Eukaryota, Metazoa, Chordata, Actinopteri, Perciformes, Sebastidae. The coding region runs from base 1124 to 3346 and encodes 740 amino acids.